AUGACGCCGACUGUAGAGUGCCCACUCUGUGACCAGGCAUUCCAAAUGCCCUCUGGCGCUGUCUGUGGACGUUGUAGGAAGCUACAAGGCCACGAUCGCAACUCAGAUACAUACCGUCAGAUUAUGUCCUGGCCUCAGUGUGUCGCUUGCGGGGCAUGCUUCCAGAACAUGUCGCUCCCUGUCAAUGGUGUUCAACUUUGCGGGAAGCCUGGAUGCAGAGAUGGAGGCGAGCAGACUGGGCAAUCCCAGAGCCUGACUCCCAUGGGAUCAAACCCCAUUCCUCCGUCGAUCCAUAUCAACAACUCGCUCUCCAAUAAUUCCUUGCUUCGUUCUGAGGAAUUUAGGAAUCGCAUCAGGGCGAGAUCCCGUCCAGAGGUUAUCGUAGCCACUACGCGUCUCAGCUCAGCAGCACUGCACGAGCGGGAGAAUGCCUUAAGACAGGAGAUUGCUGAUGCAGCUUCCGUGUCUAGGGCCCAGAUCACCAUUGUUUAUGCGUUUCGGCAAAGUACAAACUGGAAGCAAGAGGAUGGGACUCUUGGAUCCGGUGAAAUACCAUUUGACGCUCACAAGACCUUGUCUGUGAAAAGGGUUAACGACGAAUGGGGAAAGGAAGGCAAUUUCAAGGCUAUUUAUAUGGAAGAAACUGAUCUUCGUCGAGUAAAGAACAAGCAUAUUCCAGACGGCUGGAUGAGUGCUACCCUUGAGGCCUAUAAGGGCUUCUGUGCGAGUCAGAACUGGCUAGUACCACUCACAGGGCCUACUGCCAGGCGAGCUCGGGUAGGAGGAUUGCCGUCUAUGGGUGUCCCUUUUGAAUUGUUUCUGAAGAUGAACAUGUACUAUGCUCGCCUCGAGCGCGAAGGGUCAGCAGCCAUUUUGGACCAAAUUGGCGUUGGUUCAAGCUCGUUGGUUCGCCCAUCGGCCAACAAGCGGGCUAGAGCAGGGACGAGCUCCAAUGUGAGUCUCAUCUCUAAGAUUCCGCGCUAUUCCUGCGUCCCCGUAUCCUCUUUCUCUGGCGCCCACACUUCAUUCUCUACCAAGAAGCUUGUGACUCGGACGAAAGUUGAGGUACAGAGAAUUACCUGCAAGGUCUUAAAUAACCAGGGCGAUCCAGCGUUUGAGAAGAAAGAGAAGCUCGACCUUUACAUCUCAGACGCUUUUUUUGCCUCUGGCACAAUGAAAGUUGUAUUUGAUGCGUCUAUUCCCGACUACGACUCUCCCCUAAUCGUUAAAAGGUUCUUUAAGAUCGACAAUCUGUCCAGCCCCGAGUUGGACAAAUCAGGAACUCCACCCAAGGCUGAAUUCGACGUUUUGACACACAACUCGCUUAUUCGUGCUGAGGGCGUGCGUGCUGGGCUGGGACAGAGGCUUCUAAACUCAUUCUAUCGGGAUGCGGAGCAAGCCGACGUGAAUGUCUACAAAUACUUCUUCUUCGAGAUCCCUACUUUCUAUCAAGAGAUUUCGAAGCCUUCGCCAGCAUCGGGCGUCGUAUCUGACGAGCUCUUUGGUGUCCCUAGUGAGUCUGAAGUCGAAGAAAAUCUUAUCCUUUGGUGUGGAGAGCGGAAGCACCCUUCUGAAGUGGUGAUUCGCUUCAAUGGCACGCUCAGCCACCCGUCUACCCGGACUGACAUGAAGCAUCUCACCAUGUACGCGUUCUGUCAUUACGUCUAUGGAGUAACGAAGGGUACUCUUGUAUUUGCCGAUAUCCAGGGUACACCUGCAACUUUAACCCAAGGUAAUCAGGACAAGGAUGGUUACCUUUUAUUCGACGUCAUGACCCAUACAGAGCAUAAGGCCUCGGGAAUUGGUGAUUUCGGACAGGAGGGUAUCAAUAGGUUUGUUGAGGAACAUGUCUGCCAGGAGGUCUGUCUCUUGCUGGGCUUUGACAAGCAGUUCCCCCUCGCCCCUGUUGCAUCUGACGAACAGGAAUCCGAGUCCGAAGAGGAGGGAAGCGAUCCGACGAACAGAACUUAG
Messenger RNA from Coprinopsis cinerea okayama7#130, 1971 nucleotides. Its product is annotated as atypical/Alpha protein kinase. Gene Ontology annotation, molecular function: protein serine/threonine kinase activity; ATP binding. NCBI's taxonomy places the organism in Eukaryota, Fungi, Basidiomycota, Agaricomycetes, Agaricales, Psathyrellaceae. Gene Ontology annotation, biological process: protein phosphorylation. The transcript has 11 exons. The coding region runs from base 1 to 1971 and encodes 656 amino acids. The record is from RefSeq and is a predicted model, not a curated record.